AUGCUUAAUGAACAGACGAUUUUAGAAGCCUUUGAGCAGACGAUGGCGUCUAAUGCGGGAGUAAUUAAGGAAGCAGAACAACAACUUUUUGCCAUGCAAAGGGAAGUAGGUUUCACUAGUUUUCUGAUUUCAGCAACUAAGAACGAUCAGAUCCCCUUAAACAUUAGAUUGAGUUGUUCAAUUUAUCUGAAGAAUAAGAUUCAGAGGUGUUGGAAGUCCAAGAAGGAGGAUGGGAUCCCGGAGGCGGAAGAGAGGAAUAUUAAGGAACAGUUGGUGCAGGCUUUGAUUGAGAAUACAGAGAAUAGUCAUAUCAGGCCGCACCUUACGGAGGCUAUACGUGGGAUAUUGGUUCAUAACGAAAGCUGGGAUUUAGCGGAGGUUGUGCUUGAGUUGUUUAUGUCUGGGAAGAUGGAAUAUAUAUAUCCGGGGUUGCUUCUAGUGUUUGAGGUGACAAUUAAACAUCGGUACGCCAUGUCUGAGAACAGGGAAUACAUUGAUAAUUUUGUAGAAAAGGUGUUUCCUAGGAUGGAAGAGAUCGCUUCUCAGUUGUUGAACAAUGAUGACUACAGGUCUAAUGAGCUGUUGUAUUUAAUUUUGAAGUCGUUCAAAUAUGCAUGUUUGAAUAAUUUCCCUAGAUACUUCACUAAUGUGGAGAAGCUCAACUCAUGGAUCCAGCUUCAUUUGUUCCUUUGUUCGAAGCCGUUACCUAAGGAGAUAUUAGAGCUUGAUCCGGGUGAUAGGUCUUUGGACAAGAGGGUUAAAGUCAACAAAUGGGGAUUUGGUAAUCUAAACAAGUUUGUUCACAAAUAUACAAGAACGACCAAAUUCAUCACUGCGGAAUUUGUGCAAUAUGUUUUCCAGAAUAUUGUCCCUACAAUUUUGCGUGAGUACUUUAAGGUGAUUGAACUAUGGGGGAACUUGUCGUUGUGGCUAUGCGAUGCAUCACUAUACUACUUGAUCCAGUUCUUGGAAAAAUGUUUAAAAACGGAAGAAUUAUGGCCUUUGAUCGAGCCUCAUUUGGAAGUGAUUAUCAAACACGUAAUCUUCCCAUGUUUGUCUGCAUCAGAGCGCUCCGUUGAAUUGUUGGAGGAUGAUCCAGAGGAAUAUACAAGGCGUUAUUUCGAUAUGAAUAAGGAGGGGUCUACAGCAGAUGUCGCCUCUAGCGAAUUUAUAUUUGUAAUCGGCCAUUCAAGAUUCCUUGAAGUAAACAAAAUAUUGCCAUUAAUUCAUGAAGUAUUUAUAGAAUUUGCUUCCAAAGGUGAUUUGCAGUCUGCCUACAGGGAAGAAGGUGCACUAAGGUUGUUCUCGAAUUUAUCUUCCUUUUUGGCUGAGGCAGAUUCUCCUGUGUGCGAGGAAUUGGAGCCGAUAUUCCAACAUUUUAUCACACCGUUACUCAAUAAUGACAAAUAUCCAUUCUUAGUUGCCAGGGCAUUGGAAACAGUUGCCAUCUAUCAACAAGAGUUUAAGAAUAUGGAAAUUUUAUCCAAGAUAUUUGAGAUGUCAUAUUUGAAUUUGAUGCACAGCACAUCAAUCCCAGUUCAAAUAGAGGCGGCUGACGCUUUGAAAACUUUGGUGGUUUCUAACCCUUCUAUUCACAAACAUAUUGCUUCCCAGGUUCCUGGAAUUAUGGAAAAAUUAUUGAAGUUAUCUAAAGAAUUCGAAAUUGAUAUCCUAUCUGAGGUGAUGGAAGCUUUCGUGGAAAGAUUUUCUGACGUGUUGACACCAUUUGCCAACGAACUAGCCGCUACCCUAGCUGAACAGUUUCUAAAGCUAGGUCAAUCGCUAGUGGAAAACACCAGUGGUUAUUAUUCCACACAAGAUCAGGAUCAGGAAACACAAGCAAGUGCAAUGUUGCAAACUAUGACGACUAUGGUGAUGUCCAUGAAUAAGGUCUGCUUAGUAGAUAAGUUCGCUCCAGUUGUGAAGUUUAUCGUCCUUAACGCUCAAAUAUCAUUUUUGACAGAGACGGUAGACUUGGUGGAUUCUUUGGCUUUGUCCUCCAAAACUAUGUACAACACCUUCACGCCUACUAUUUGGGAAUUGUUUCAUGAUAUUUUAGACUCAUUCCAAACAUAUGCAUUGGAAUACUUUGAAUCGUAUCAGGUGUUUUUCGAAACAGUUGUCACACAUGGCUUCCCUCAAGAUCAAACGCUCGUGCAGCAGUUCUUGCAAGUCGUGAACCAGGUAUUAGACUCCGAGGAUGAUUUUGACAUUGAAAGUGCGUUCAAUGUGAUGAUAUCUUACGCUUUAUCAAUGAAAGAUAUUCCAUUGUACGAGAAAGCCUUCCGGGUUGCCCAGAAUCAAGAUUUAGAAUUAGACGAUGCUUCAGUUGUGAGGCUUUUCCUAGCUGGACUAUAUGCUAAACCAUUGGAAACUUUGCAAUUGGCCGAACAACAAGGAAUCACAUUGGGGUUAAUGAAGAAAUGGCUGGAUUGUAACUUCUACAGUGUAUACACGACCAAAUUACAGAUGGUAGCACUGAUGUCCUUAUUAAGGUUACCUGAAUUACCAGGCUGUAUCAAUGGCUUCGUAAGUCAACUAAGUACAAAGUUGGUUAAGAUGGCGGAAUAUCUUCCGGAGGCUAUUAGAAAGAGAGAUUGCAUGGCCAAGGGGGAAAUGGGUUCGGAUUCCUGCGACGAAAAUGGGACCGGGGAGUUCUUCGACGAACUCGAAGACGACUUCAAGGAAAGCUGCUUGGAUAACAUCAACUGUUUCCAGGAAUUCCACAACUUUUUCAGCAAACUACAAGAGCAAGAACGAGCAAAGUACCAACUGCUACUGAACUCCAUGGGCAAUGAUACCCGCGAAUCCUUCCGCAUCAUAAUGGAAUUCAUAUCUCAGACUCAAAAGCAGCCGUUAGCCUAG
Messenger RNA from Eremothecium cymbalariae DBVPG#7215, 2865 nucleotides. It is a transcript of the gene SXM1, whose product is annotated as Sxm1p. The record is from RefSeq and is a predicted model, not a curated record. The transcript has a single exon. Gene Ontology annotation, cellular component: nuclear envelope; cytosol. Bases 1 to 2865 code for a protein of 954 amino acids. Gene Ontology annotation, molecular function: small GTPase binding. Gene Ontology annotation, biological process: protein import into nucleus. NCBI's taxonomy places the organism in Eukaryota, Fungi, Ascomycota, Saccharomycetes, Saccharomycetales, Saccharomycetaceae.